Molecule: messenger RNA, 1569 nt
Organism: Geosmithia morbida
Lineage: Eukaryota; Fungi; Ascomycota; Sordariomycetes; Hypocreales; Bionectriaceae
Product: MFS transporter, SP family, solute carrier family 2 (facilitated glucose transporter), member 8
Exons: 1
Coding region: 1-1569 (522 amino acids)
Biological process (GO): transmembrane transport; carbohydrate transport
Cellular component (GO): membrane
Molecular function (GO): carbohydrate:proton symporter activity
Source: RefSeq, a predicted model, not a curated record
AUGGAACACUCGUCGACGUUCUGGCAAGCCUUCCAGGAGCACUACCCAGCGGUCCUGUGGGCGCUGUACGUGAACCUGGCCACGGUUCUCAAGGGCGUGGACGGGUCAAUAGUUGGUUCCCUGGUGGGUCUGGAGCCGUUUCGGCGGCAGUACGGGUACGAGUUCCGACCGGGGGAAUGGGUCAUCGAGGCGCACUGGUUGGGAGCGUUCAACUAUGCCAACAACCUGGGCUGUCUAGCGGGCGCGGUGCUCUCGGGUCCGGCAUACGAUGGGCUCGGUCCGCGGGUCAUGAUGUCGGCGUGCUGCUGCCUGUCGGUGGCCUUCACCUUGGUGCAGUUCUACAGCCAGACGCCGGCGCAGCUGUUCGCCGGGGACCUGCUCAACGGCUUCGCGGUGAGCUUCUUCCCCAUCUGUGCGAGCGCGUACAUCGGGGAGAUAUGCCCGAUGGCGCUGCGGGGGUUCGCGGCGUCCAUGACCAACCUGGCGUUCGUGGUGGGGCAGUUCACCGCGUCGGGCAUCCUCAAGGGUACGGAGACGAUCGACGGCAGGGCGGCGUACCUGGGGCCCAUCGCGGCGCAGUGGGCGCUGCCGGGUGUCAUCCUCCUGUCGGUGUACUUCUGCCCGGACCCGCCCUUCUGGCUGGCUAGGAGAGGACACGUCGACGAGGCCGCCAGGUCUAUACGCCGGUUGGCGUCGUCGGCCGUCGACCCGGGUCUCAAGCUGGCGCAUGUACGCGAGACGGUGCGUCUGGAGCAGGCGCUCAAGUCCGUGGCGGGGGAUGAUGGUGGCGGUGAAGAUGGGUCGUCGGCGCCUAGUCUGUCGGCCCUGUCCCUCGACGUCUUCAGGGGAGCCGACCUGCGUCGGCUGACGAUUUGCGUCAUGGCGUACAUCAUGCAGGGCCUCACGGGGAACGUGCUCUUCAUCAGCUAUGCCGUGUACUUCUUCCGGCUGGCCGGGCUGAGCGCCUCGGACGCGUUCAGCAUGAACCUCGGCCUCACGUCUAUAGGCUUCGUCGGCAAUCUGCUGUCCUGGCUGAUGAUGCCCUACGUCGGACGCCGCACAGCCUAUCUCUGGGGCACCUCGGCGCUCAUGACGCUGUGCUUCGUCAUCGCGACGCUGGACCUGGCACCCAGGGAGGAGGAUGCUGCUGGCGCUGGCGCGGGUGCCUUCGCGUGGGCCCAGUGCGCCCUCAUCGUCGUGUGCAACUUUGUGUACGACAUCACGCUGGGGCCCUACUGCUACGUCUUGCUAUCCGAGGUGUCGUCCGUGAGGCUGCGCGGCAUCACGGUCGGGCUGUCCACCGUGGCCGUCCAAGUCAUAUCCAUCCUUUUCGCCGCCGUCAUCCCCUAUGCCAUGAAUGAGGAUCGAGGGAACUGGAGAGGAAAGAUCGGCUUCCUCUUCGCCGGACUCUCGGUGUUCUGCGUGGCCUACUGCUACUUCUUCCUGCCAGAAACCAAGGGUCGGACAUUUGAGGAGCUAGAUAUCAUGUUUGAGAAGAAGAUAUCUAGUCGCAUGUUUUCCAGAUACCAGAUCAAUGGGGUCGUUGCAGCGAACGAGGAAUUAGAAUAG